This is a messenger RNA of Carica papaya (papaya), 1324 nucleotides long. The record is from RefSeq and is a predicted model, not a curated record. NCBI's taxonomy places the organism in Eukaryota, Viridiplantae, Streptophyta, Magnoliopsida, Brassicales, Caricaceae.
UUUAUAAAAAAGUAAGAAAUCUAAUUGAAUUUAGAGAGAGAAAAUUCCAAAAAAGAAAUAUUUUUCAGCAGUAUCAUGGCGAUGCUUGUAUAUAAACACUCAUGUAUGUAUUUGUGUAUUGCAAAAGCAGCAAUUCAAGAGUAUAUCUGCGAAUUUACGUCCACGUCUUCUUCGUCUUCUUCUUCAUCUUCUUCUCUCUCAUCUCUCAGUUUCUGCUCUGUACACCAUUUCUGCUUUGUCUCUUCUUCGUUCUGGGGAGCACUGUCAGAAAAAUUUCUGCUCUUAUCUCUAAUGGUUCUGUAUGCGUGAUUCGAGUUCCGUGGCUAUGGUUGCGAAAUGUCUAUUCUGGUUUCUCUGUUUAGAAUCUGUUCGAUAAAAGGUUCUUUGAAAUCCAGAAAUGGAGAAGAAGAUGGAUACCAAUUCUCCCAAUGGAGUUCUAGAGGACUAUUUCAGGAGUGAAGAAUUUGAAACAAGUUCUUCCAAGCCACCUUCCACAGACUCAGCCAAUGAACAAAACUCAAAAACAUCGUCUCGAUUUCGAGCAUUUGUACAACUUUUAAGAAGUGGAUCAAAGAAAUCUCUGGCUACUUUGCAUCCCCUAAGUGCCCUUAAGAGCUCCAUAAGAAGGAGCAGCAGCAUGAGGGAGAACAGAGGGUUUUCCUCUCAUUUAGACUCUGACCCAUACAAUCUGAAUUCGCCAAGGAGGAAUUUCAGUCUCUCUGAGCUCCAACUUGCUACAAACAACUUUGGGUUUGAAAACUUGAUUGGGAAAGGUGGCUAUGCUGAAGUUUACAAAGGGCGUUUGCAAAAUGGGCAGCUUGUGGCAAUUAAAAGGCUAAUAAAAGGAACUGCUGAUGAAAUAGUUGCAGACUUUCUUUCUGAGCUAGGAAUCAUGUCUCAUGUAAAUCAUCCUAAUAUUGCUAAGUUACUUGGUUAUGGGAUUGAAGGAGGAAUGCACCUUGUUCUUCAAUUCUCUCCAAAUGGAAGCUUAGCUUCUCUGCUUUAUGGUUCAAAUGAGAAACUCAAAUUGGAUAUCAGAUACAAAAUUGCAUUAGGUGUUGCUGAGGGUUUACUUUAUCUUCACGAGGGUUGUCAUAGGAGAAUCAUACACAGAGAUAUCAAGGCUGCAAAUAUUCUGCUUACCGAAGACUACGUGCCUCAGAUUUGUGACUUUGGGCUUGCAAAAUGGCUACCAGAACAUUGGACUCACCACAUUGUAUCAAAAUUUGAAGGCACGUUUGGAUAUCUUGCUCCAGAGUAUUUGAUGCAUGGCAUAGUAGACGAGAAAACUGAUGUUUUUGCAUUUGGUGUAUUGCUUUUGGAG